Tauraco erythrolophus (red-crested turaco) is the source of this 2517-nucleotide messenger RNA. NCBI's taxonomy places the organism in Eukaryota, Metazoa, Chordata, Aves, Musophagiformes, Musophagidae. The record is from RefSeq and is a predicted model, not a curated record.
AUGGCUGUGUAUGUGGAUCAUCGGGCAGAAGCUCCGGAUUCAGUUGCUUCCCCUUCUCACAUAGCAUGGCACCCACUCCAUCCGCUCCUGGCAGUCGCGUCCAUCAGCACAGCCUCUGGGGGCUGCGUGGACAUCUACCUGGAACAGGGAGAACAUGUGCCUGAUGCACAUGUUGAGAGAAGCUUCCAGGUCACAUCGCUUUCCUGGCACCCUUCCAGACCCAUUCUUGCAGCAGGCUGGGAGACGGGAGAAAUCGUCAUCCUGAACAAGCAAGACAAGGAGCAGCACGCUGUGCCGCCGCAUCAUGACGCCCAAAUUGCGGUCCUGAACUGGAGUACAACUGGUACCCACCUUGUGUCUGGUGACAGGCACGGUGUCUUGGUUCUGUGGAGAACGGACCAGCGAGGCAGAGUGCAGGAUCCUGCCCUGCUCCAACAGGAGUAUGGAAAGGGGCUGUCUCACUGCGUCUUUCGACCACCCCCUCCGGCCGAGGACUUUGUGCAGCUGGCAAAAGCAGCUGUGGGUGGUGAUGAGAAGGCCUUGGAUAUGUUUAACUGGAGAAAACCUGGGACAGGAGCACCUCUGAAAAUGGGACUCCAGGAAGGGCUGUCCUUCUUUGUCACUUUGACAGAUGGUUCUGUGCAUUAUGUGAAUGAGAAAGGGAAGACAAGGCAUCUGCUGUCCACAGACAGUCUCAUCCAAAAGCUUCUGUUCCUGGAGGAAAGAGGCGUUUUAGUUGUAGUAACAGAGAACCUGCAGUUGUCCUUGCAUGCAGUAACUCUGGAGGGAGAGGCAGAAGAGCUCCUGAAGGUGAAGUUGAGUGGGAAGACAGGUCAUUCUGCUGACAUCAUUUUCAUAGAUCAUAGCCUCGUGGUUACAGCACUUGGAGAGACGGUCAUCAGGUUCUGGGAUUUGGACCGAGAUGAGAACUAUGUGCUCUCCCCAGAUGUGCAAUUUGGCUUUGAGGGAGGAGAGUGCAUUAACUGUGUUUCUUACUGCAGUGCUAAAGGUCUCUUGGCAGCUGGUACGAACAAAGGGAGAGUAGCCAUGUGGAGGAAAGCAGCAGGAUCCUGUCAGAGCACACGGGCUUUGGAGGGCAAGGAGAAGUGGAAGCUCCAGGCACCCACGGAACUCGAAGGAAAUGUCACUCAGAUAAAGUGGGGGUCCAGAAAAAACCUGCUGGCGGUGAACGCCAUGAGCUCUGUGGUGAUCCUCAGCGAGCAGGCCACGUCAUCUCAUUUCCAUCAGCAAGUGGCCGUCGUGCAGGUGUCUCCCAACCUGUUUAACGUGACCUCCUUCAGCACAGGAGCUACACACAGUCUUCGUGUUGAUAUGAAUGUCAACGGAGUCUUCACUACUAAGGAUGCUGUAGUAUUCUGGAAUGGGAAGCAAGUUACCGUCUUUGAGUGCGCAGGAGAUACCUUCAGAAGUGCAGGCUCUUUUCUUUGUGACUCUCCAGUUCUGUCCGUGCAUGGAGAAAAUCUGUACACAGUUGAGCCCUAUCGGGUCCAGGUCCGCACUUGGCAGGGCACAGUUAAACAGCUGCUGGUGUUCUCCGAAGCCGAGGGGAAUCCGUGCCUCUUGGAUGUCUGCGGAAAUUUCCUGGCUGUGGGAACCGAUUUGGCUCACUUCAAAAUCUUUGAUCUCUCUCGCAGAGAGGCAAAAGUGCACUGCAAUAGCAAGAAUUUCUCUGAGCUGUUUCCUGGCCUUGGAGGCAUUGCGUCUGUCAAGUGCAAUGCCAAUGGCAAUAAAGUCAGCAUCCUUGUUAGCAAGGCAGAUGGGAACAUUGAUUCCAAGAUCUGUUUCUAUGAUGUUGAGAUGGACAAAGUUACACUCUUUGAUUUCAAGGCUGAACAGGGGAAUGGUAGAGAGGAGCUUGCUGCUGGACAAGGCAUUGACAAGUCUGUUGUGGAGUAUCCAGAGUUGCACAGUCACGUCCCUGCUUGCCAUUUCUGGGACCAGAGUGAACCAAGACUCUUUGUAUGUGAAGCAAUUCCUGAAACAGGCCUACAAUCUCCAGACCAAAAGAAAAACCAAACUGAGAGCACAAUGGAUGUUUGGAUUGUGUCGUUCUUCAGUACUGAAGAGCAUGGCCUUUUGCUUCAGGACAGCUUUCCAUUGCCUUCGUCCUACCAGGUUCUUCUGGGCAUAGAGGUCCCACAUUAUUACUUUGCAAAAAAGCCAGGAGAAGCUGAGAAAGGACAAGCAGAGUCUGACUCAAUCAAGAUCUCCCAGAUGGCUGCGAGAAGACCCAUGAGAGAUUUUGUUGGAUUGGGAGACUGUGAUAAGGCCACCCGGGAUGCCAUGCUGAACUUCAGCUUCCAUCUGACUGCUGGAGACAUGGACGAGGCCUUCAAAUCCAUCAAGCUGAUAAAAAGGAAGGCUGCUGGAAGGUGGAAGGAAGUAAUACAGAAAUCAGAGUCGCAUUGCUCUCGUGAAUAUCUCCAGCUGUGUUCUCCAACGGCUGCUUUGCGGCUCUGUUCCGCAUUAGGAUUUUCUGGAUAUCAACCAGUCUAA